UCUAGAUAUCUCUCUCUCACACACACACACACACACACACACACUCUCUCUCUCUCUCUCUUUCUCUCUCUCUCUCUCUCUCUCUCUCUCUCUCUCUCACACACACACACACACAUCUUUAUCUUCAUGCUUUCGUUCACUUUGUAGUUUCUUGGAUGAAAUUCAGACUCCAUUAUCAUGAACUACACACUUAUGGCUUGUUUUCUUCUGUUCUUGGUGAACCUCUCAGCCACAGCCGAAUUUCAAGUUCAUCAGAAGCCCAGGUUUUAUGGCGUCAAAGAGGGAAACCUCAUAGGAAUUAUGUGUUCGGGUUCUGAUCAGACUCUCGGUCAGGCGGUGGUGAAGUGGUACAAGUUCAAAACAUUUUCGAAGAAGAACAAUGAAACUAAGAAUAAGGAUGAAUUUAGGAAUCCCAGAGCAUCUAAUAACGUAGGUGACAUGAAGAGUCAGUUACUCAUUAAGAACGUAGAGGUCGAAGACAGUGGCAUUUACUACUGCAUGAUGAACACAACCUUGGGACCUGGAACAGAGCUACAAGUGUUCAGACAGGGAAAUACGGAAGUGGCUGAAAAGAGGAACUAUAUCAAAGACAUAAUCAUUUACUUCCAGGGGUUUCUACUCCUAUUGUGUAUUAUUGGUCCCAUGAUCUGGUAUUAUAAACUGGAGCAUAAAGAGGAAGCUGUAUACGAGGAGCCUGAGCACGAUCAUACAUAUGAGGGUUUGGAGAUCGAGCAUUGUGGAGACCUCUAUGAAGACCUAACAGCAUUCGCUCCAGCCCCCGAUACAGAUGCGGCCUGGGAGAUCGAGUCUCCAGAACAGGAGUAAUAAAGCGGUGAUGCAGCGUACAUCUCAUGUUACAUAGUCCUCCUGAUCGAUCUUUUUCUUUAUGGAUCGAUAGAUUAGGAAUACGUUACAUUAUUAACUGCAUAUUACAAAAAGGUUUUUUAUUUUCAUCAUGUGCUUCAUUUUCCACACAAACGCUCAAUAUAUAAUAUAAUAUAACCUAAUAACAACUUGCACUUACAUAGCAGUUAGCUUCUUCCUUUUGUUUCAUUAAAAUAGCAAGAUCUUUUUUUUUUUUUUUUUUUUUUUAAUUCACCAGCUUAAGCUUAUUCGUUUAAUGGUGCUGUGUACAUUAGCAAUGAACAUACAGUAUUUUGUAGAAAAUCUUGAUGGAAAUGCCUGAAUAUGAGAUUUGUUGCACCAGAAUAAAGACGCGUGGCCAUCA
This is a messenger RNA of Tachysurus fulvidraco (yellow catfish), 1228 nucleotides long. It is a transcript of the gene cd79b, whose product is annotated as CD79b molecule, immunoglobulin-associated beta. The record is from RefSeq and is a predicted model, not a curated record. Lineage: Eukaryota; Metazoa; Chordata; Actinopteri; Siluriformes; Bagridae. Gene Ontology annotation, biological process: B cell differentiation; B cell receptor signaling pathway. Gene Ontology annotation, cellular component: B cell receptor complex; external side of plasma membrane. Bases 178 to 825 code for a protein of 215 amino acids. The transcript has 5 exons.